AUGGCUUACAUUCUUCAAUCCCUCAUCACCAUCCUAGAACAAAUCAUGGAUCCUAAACAAACACGAUGGAUUCUUGGCCCUGAGAAAUCACAUCUCCAAUCCCUCCUCGAAAAAGCAGCUUCUCUGCUACAUAUUCUUGAAACACACUCACCCCUCAAACUAGAAUGUUUGGAGAGCCAAAUCAGAGAUGCAUCACAAAAGGCCAAAGAAAUCAUUGAAUCCAACAUGGUUGAUCGAAUGCUUCUGACCCCUCAAGGCGUGAACUUCACGUUGCUCACACCGAAUGUGCAGCAAGUAACACAAGAACUUGCUUCUCUAAUGGAACAAGUGGUGAAGCUCGAGGAGGGGAAGACGAUAUUCACUUCUUCUUCUUAUUCUUCUUCUUCCUUGCAUGAUCCGAGUUUGAAGAGCGUGGUGGUUGGAGUUGAUGCAGAUUUAUCGCAAUUGAUGGAACGGCUGACUACCGGGCGUAGCAAUCUGGAGAUCGUCCCCAUUGUAGGAAUGGGCGGGAUUGGUAAGUCCACUCUUGCUCGAAAUCUUUACGACAAUCCAAUCAUUGUUUCUCAUUUUGAUUAUAGAGGUUGGGCUGCAAUUUCACAAGAUUACAAUAUUAGAUCAAUCCUAUUAAGCCUUCUUUGUGGCCCAAAUGAAAUGCUUGACAAAGAACUGAUUGAGCAGAAAGAAAUUGACUUGCAAGAUAUAUUGUAUAAAAGAUUGUAUGGCAUGAGAUAUAUGAUUGUGUUAGAUGAUGUGUGGAAUCCUAAAUCAUGGGACAAGAUCAAGAGAUACUUGCCAGACAACAACAAUGGGAGUCGAAUCGUGAUAACCACAAGAGAUUCAGACAUGGCCAAACAUGCAACCGAGACGAGUGUGCAACAUCAUGUGCGAUUGCUAAAUAGGUCGGCUAGUUGGGAUCUACUUCGCCAAAUUGUAUUUGGAGAAAAUGGUUGCCCUGAUCCAGAGUUGGAAAGAGUUGGGAAACAGAUCUCUAGUGAUUGCGAUGGGCUUCCUCUUGCCAUUCAUGUGAUCGGAGGGGUCUUGUCGAAGGUCCAAAGAUCAAGAGAUGUUUGGGAGCUCAUCUCAAGCAAUGUAAAAGCGGCUAUUGUUGAAUCAGACGAGCAAUUCUCCAAUAUACUUUCCCUGAGUUAUAACCACUUACCUAUUCACUUGAAACCAUGUUUCCUAUACAUGGGAGCUUUUCCGGAGGAUUACGUGAUUAAGGGCUCUAGACUGAAGCAAAUAUGGAUAGCUGAAGGAUUUUUGAAAUCCGAUGGAGAUAAGGGUUUGGAGGAAGUGGCUGAGGACUACUUAAAGGCUCUCGUGGAGAGGAAUCUACUUUUUGUUAGACACAUAAAGUCUAACGGGAAGCCAAUGAGCUACUCAAUCCACGAUCUUCUAAGGGAUCUAUGCAUAAGGAAAGCGAACGAGGAGGAGUUUCUACAAGUCAAGGAUCCUCAAUCUUUUGUAUGCACUGAUCAAAUGAUUAUCUUUCCUGCAUUGAGAUUGCUUAGGGUGCUACACGUAACGGAAAUGGUGUUCGACAAGUUCCCAAAAGAAAUACUACAACUUGUCAACCUGCGCUACUUAGCUUUCUCAUGUGCUUCACAUCUACCUAACGGAGUAUCAAGAUUGUGGAAUCUGCAAACCUUGAUCGCUGAACAAGUGAAGCCCUCUUUCACAUCUGGAAUAUGGGAGGUAUCUGAGUUAAGACAUAUCAAGUUGAAGACGUUAAUCCGGGUUGAGGAGGGAUACAAGAUGAAAUUAGUUCAUAAGAAGCUGCAGACGCUUUACCACAUCAGGAUAACUCCUUCACUGAUCAGGAGUGGUUUCUUUGCAAUGAUUCCAAACAUCAUAAAGCUAGGGAUCAACUACGUCCACUCACCGUGCAUCGUAGUUGAUCUUAGCCGUUUACACAAACUCGAAUCAUUGAGAUGCCAAUCUGAUCUGAAAAGGGAUGGUAGACAUUUUCUGCAGAAGCUCAGACUUCCCUGUAGCCUCAGAAAAUUAAAUGUUGCUCAUUGUGUUCUAUUUCGGAGUUUCUUGAAGACUCUGUGUGGACUAGGGAAUCUGGAGGUGCUUAAAAUAUCCAAAUGUGUGUUUGAAAGCGAGGGAGAUGAAGAGUGGGAGGCGGCAGAAGGAGAUGAGUUCUGCUCACUGCAGGUUCUAAGUUUUCAAUCUUUAAACUUAGUGCGUUGGAUAGCUGAUGAGACCAACUUCCCUAGACUUCGCCACCUGAUUAUGAGCAGAUGCUAUGAGCUAGAGGAAAUCCCCCGCGCCAUUGGGGAUAUCCCAACGCUCAAACGGAUCGACAUAGGUGAAUGCAGCGCUUCAGUUGUGGCCUCGGCACAGCAAAUCCAGGAGCAGCAGCAAGAGGAGUACGCCAACUACGACCUCAAAGUGUAUUCAUGGUAG
Salvia hispanica is the source of this 2412-nucleotide messenger RNA. The record is from RefSeq and is a predicted model, not a curated record. NCBI's taxonomy places the organism in Eukaryota, Viridiplantae, Streptophyta, Magnoliopsida, Lamiales, Lamiaceae.